AUGUUCUACUUAUUUAAAGUGUUCAGAGCAGCUCCAUGUGUAUCAUGCAUCUCUUGGCUCUUCACCGUGUGGUCGUGCUCGGCCCCGUCCGUGCUCUUUGUGGGGCUUGUGGGCAGACAGCUGGGGUUCAGAGCAGGACUGCAGGUGGUUGAGGCGGUGACUUGUUCUCGCUGGGGUACACGGAGCGAGGAGGGUUUAAUCCUUGGCGGGGAUGUAGUCAUCGGUGGGCUAUUUAAUCUCCGUUACAGUCCUCCAGCUCUGGACCAUGAGUUCACUCAGCUGUCAUACUACAAAGCUUGCACUGGCUUGCAGAAUCUUCCGUUACAGUACAUCCAUGCUAUGAUGUUUGCGCUGGAGGAAAUCAAUCACAGCGCAACCUUGCUACCAGGUGUGAAGCUGGGCUACCAUAUUCUCGAUAGCUGCGGCCUCCCCCCUUGGGCUAUGCAGGGAGCGCUGUCUCUGGUUGGAGGAGACAGCAGCAGCUGUAAUUCAACAGCCAUCCCUGCCCGGAAUGGAGAGGAAAUCGAAGAAAGGAGAGGGGAUCAGCCUGUUCCUUUGAUCAUUGGUGGAGACUCCUCCGUUUCAGCCCAGAUACUUUCCAAAUUCCUGGGGCCACUCUCUAUGAGCUACACAGCCAGUUGCCCAUGUCUCAGUGACAGGGUAAAGUUUCCUAACUUCUUCAGGACAAUGGCCAGUGAUAUUUACCAGGCCCGGGCUGUUGCCCAGCUUGCCAUCCGCUUCAAUUGGACGUGGAUUGGGGCAGUGAUAGCGAACAACGAUUAUGGCUACAUGGCAGUAAAGGUUUUUCAGGAGGAGGUUGAAGGUGCAGGUGUGUGUCUGGCAUUUGUAGAGACUCUGCAAAGGGAAAACAUUGUGAGCGAUGCAACACGAGCAGCUCUCACAAUUCAGGCCUCGACAGCUCAUGUGAUCCUGAUCUUUACCUGGUACACAGAUGUGAGGGAACUGUUUGUGCAACUGGCCAAGAUAAAUGUGACUGACAGACAGUUUCUGGCCAGUGAGGCUUGGAGCACCAGCAGUGAUCUUCUCCAAAGUCUUGUCACAAGUAAAGUGGCAACUGGUGUCCUUGGCGUCGCAAUUAGAAGUUCACCUAUACCUGGAUUCGAAAGUUAUCUCAGGAAUCUGAACCCGUCUCUUCGUCCAGACGAUGAGUUCUUAAGAGAGUUUUGGGAAAAAGAGUUUGGUUGUAGUCCCGUGGUCGCAAAUCUUUCUUCAACACAAUUAGGUGCAAACAUGUUGCUUCAAAAAAACUCUCUGCCACCCUGCAGUGGCACAGAGUCUCUGGAAGGAGUGCAGAAUCUUUUUACUGACACUUCCCAGUUGAGGGUGACAUAUAACGUCUACCUUGCUGCUUAUGCUGCGGCCCACGCCCUUCACAGCCUCCUCUCCUGCCCAGACAUAGACCGUCCGGGUGGAAGCAAUGUGUCCACCUGCUCCUCUCCGAAAAACAUCAAACCCACAGAGUUGAUGCAGCACCUGAACAAAGUGAACUUCACCACACCACAGGGAGAACUGUUUUAUUUCCAAGGAGCCGACAUUCCAGCAAAGUAUGACCUCGUCAACUGGCAGAAAACCCCAGCGGGUUCAUUAAAGCUAGUUUUGAUUGGUCGUGUGGAUGGAUUUGAUCUCUACCUUAAUGAGUCAGCUAUUGAGUGGAGCACAGGAUCAAAUCAGGUGCCUGUUUCAGUGUGCACUGAAAGCUGUCCCCCUGGUACACGGAUGGCCAGCAGGAAAGGGGAGCCCGUCUGCUGUUUCGACUGCAUCCCGUGUGCUGAUGGGGAGGUCAGCAAUAAAACAGGUUCCCUUCAGUGUGAUCGGUGUCCAUCUGAAUUCUGGUCCAAUGAGAAGCGAACUUCCUGCAUCCUUCGCCAGCUGGACUUCCUGUCGUUCAAUGAAACCCUGGGCAUCACCCUGACUGCAGUAGCUGCUUCCGGUGCCACGGUGACGACGGCUGUGUUUGUGGUGUUCCUUCACUAUCGUCAAACACCUGUGGUACGAGCCAACAACUCAGAGCUGAGCUUCCUGCUUCUCCUGUCACUCAAGCUCUGCUUCCUGUGUUCGCUGGUGUUCAUUGGUCGCCCGUCCGUCUGGUCUUGUCGGUUCCAGCAGGCAGCGUUUGGGAUCAGCUUUGUGCUUUGUGUUUCCUGCCUCCAAGUCAAGACCAUCGUGGUUCUGGCAGCGUUCCGCUCGGCUCGGCCCGGUGCUGAAUCUCUGAUAAAGUGGUUUGGUCCAGGCCAACAGAGAGGAAGUGUCUGCUUCUUCACCAGUGUACAGGUGAUCAUCUGUGCCAUUUGGCUAUCUCUCAGUCCCCCGGUGCCUCAACCUGACCUGGAUAUCCCGGGGUUAAAGGUUACCCUCAAGUGCACCAUGGAUUCUGUGGUGGGCUUCUCUCUGGUCCUGGGUUACAUCGGUCUGCUGGCCUGCACCAGUCUCCUCUUGGCCUUUCUUGCUCGGAAACUCCCUGACAACUUCAACGAGGCCAAGCUGAUCACUUUCAGCAUGCUGAUUUUCUGUGCCGUCUGGGUGGCUUUUGUUCCUGCUUACGUCAGCUCUCCAGGAAAAUAUGCAGUUGCUGUAGAGAUUUUUGCCAUCCUGGCCUCUAGCUACGGUUUACUGUUCUGUAUAUUUGCUCCGAAGUGUUUUAUUAUUCUGCUGAGGCCUGACAAAAACACAAAGAAACACCUGAUGGCCAGAUAG
This is a messenger RNA of Mugil cephalus (flathead mullet), 2715 nucleotides long. RefSeq names its product extracellular calcium-sensing receptor-like. Lineage: Eukaryota; Metazoa; Chordata; Actinopteri; Mugiliformes; Mugilidae. The record is from RefSeq and is a predicted model, not a curated record. Bases 1 to 2715 code for a protein of 904 amino acids. Gene Ontology annotation, cellular component: membrane. Gene Ontology annotation, molecular function: G protein-coupled receptor activity. The transcript is spliced from 11 exons. Gene Ontology annotation, biological process: G protein-coupled receptor signaling pathway.